Molecule: messenger RNA, 2953 nt
Organism: Hemibagrus wyckioides
Lineage: Eukaryota; Metazoa; Chordata; Actinopteri; Siluriformes; Bagridae
Product: protein APCDD1-like
Exons: 6
Coding region: 362-1909 (515 amino acids)
Biological process (GO): negative regulation of Wnt signaling pathway
Cellular component (GO): plasma membrane
Molecular function (GO): Wnt-protein binding
Source: RefSeq, a predicted model, not a curated record
AAUCGAAUCGCUUGUCACUAGCAAAAGGCUCGGAGUUUUAGAGAGCAGCCUCCAGUGGUAAUGGACAACUUGGAGUUGAGAGUUCGCUAACGGGAGUUAUCUUUCAGCUCAUCUGCAAUGCGCUUGCUCUUCUACCCGGUCUAACGACUCCAGACACUUAAAACACCGACAAAUAUCACCGGUUCUUCGGCUCAUCACAUCGCGCGCGCUUGUCCGCUGGGCUACGAGUCGACUCUUCAGCAAGCGAGGAUCGGGAGGCUCACUGUGAACCUGCAGAGUCUCCAGCGAUUUCUUUGAGAGUUUUGUUUUUUGUUUUUUGCAUUAUUUUGGCAGCACUAAAGUGGAUCUGCAUGAAGACACCAUGAGGAGCAGCAGGAGAAUGGACAUGACUGUAACACUGCUGCUCGUGACGCUUGCAGGCUGGACAGUGGGCUCAUCUCUGUAUGUCGCAGAUGGACGAUCACCUCGUCUGGCUCUGGAGAAGAGCUUGAGCUGGCCGCCCAAAGACACACAGUGCCAGAACAUGCUAAAGCGUCUCCAUAAUGGCGCUCGUGUUACCGUGCAGAUGCCCCCCAACAUAGAGGGCCACUGGGUGUCCACCAGCUGUGAGGUGCGUCCUGGCCCGGAGUUUAUCACCCGCCUUUACCACUUCCAGCACAACUACACAUUUCAGGCCCACCAGUUCUACUACGCUGACAACCACUGCACAGUUCCCACCUACACGCUGGUGAUCCAGGGCCGUGUGCACAUGAGACAGGCCUCGUGGGUCAUUCGCGGUGGUACAGAGGCUGAUUACCACAUCCACCGUAUUCAGGUGGUAUGCCACUGUACAGGCAUGGCCAAGGAGCUGAGCAGGCGUAUGGCACAGAGCUGCGAGGAAACCAAAGGUGCCACCUUGGAGCUGAACAAAAGUUAUGAGCUGUGUAGUGAAGAAGGAAGCUGCAACUGCACUCGGGACAUGAACUUCACCAUGCAUGAGCUGGAGCUGCUGCGGGUCGAGAAGCAAUACGUGAACAGGAACAUGGAGCAGCCUGUGGAGGAACUCUUUCUAGGUGAUAUCGAUACUGAACCACACCAGAGGAUAAGCCACAGGCCCUCAAGCUAUCAGCCACCGCUGCAGAACGUCAAGAGUCAUGAGCAGAACUGCAUCGCAUGUAGGAUCAUCUCACGUUCAGACGAGUUCCACCCUCCGAUCCUGCCGCCACGGCCUGAGCUCGCCAUAGACCUUCAUGGCCAGUGGGUUUCCCAGCGGUGCGAAGUUCGCCCGGACGCACUCUUCCUCACAAGACAUUUCUUCUUCCAUGAUAACAACAACACAUGGGAGGGUCACUACUACCACUACUCAGAUCCCAUCUGCAAGCACCCAACUUUCAGCAUCUUUGCCAGGGGGAGGUACAGCCAUGGCGUGCGCUCAACAAAGGUCAUGGGUGGAACUGAGUUUGUCUUUAAGGUGACUCACAUGCGGGUGGUACCAAUGGACCCUGGCACUACAUCUCUCCUGAACAUCUUUGAUGGGAAUGACUGUGGUGCUCAAGGCUCGUGGCAGAUUGGAGUGGAGCAGGACGUGACACACACCAAUGGCUGCAUGGCGCUGGGGAUCCGCCUCCCACACACCGAGUACGAGCUCUUUCGCAUGGAGCAGGACGCUCACAGCCGCUACCUGCUCUACAACGGCCAGCGCCCCAGCGACGGCUCCAGUCCUAGUCGGCCUGGCAAACGGGCCACCUCCUACCAGACGCCUCUGGUGCAGUGCUCAGCCAACAGCCAGAAGUCAGAGGUCAAUCUUGGUCACCAUACAAAACAGCAGCAAAAGUUGAAUAACAGCUGUUACCCAGCUCACCAAAGCUACUUGAUGGAAACUGUGGUCCUUGUGGGAUUAAACAUGCUGAUUAUGUACUUCUUUGGUUGAAAGGACAACCCCAGAAGCUGAACUGAUAUUUCUGUACAUCUUUUGUACAUAUUGACACAAGGAGGACCAGAGAUAUCAAAGAACGCACUCUGGUCAUCUGGGAACAAGUUUACUUGACGCACUUGGGGCAUUCUGCUCACUUUUCUGGUUUCUGGUCUACAAUGGAGAUGGAGAAGCAUGUAGAGAGGCAGAAUGUCAUUUGUCUGUCUCUGUACUGAACAGACUGCAAAGAACUGAAAUUGCUGCACCACAGUAACUGCACUUUAAAAAAAUCAAGCAUGACUGGCAACUUGUACGGUUCUAAAAAAAAAAUGUUAUCAGCUUCAUCAAAGAGGGUUUCCUGUUUAUUUUCUCAACCUUUACUGUAUGCUAACAGAGAUAUUUUUCUAUGGUAUGAUGAGUGUGUGUGUGUGCAAGUGCAUUUGAAAUGACAAAAUGAACCAAUUCAGGGUUGUGUAGCUUGAAAGGGAACAGCAGCAUACCAUAUUGUCGGUGAUGAACUCUUGCAGGACAGUAAAAAAUUAACGUUUAUUUUUCAUCCAUGAAACAGGAAAGCGAAAAAAUGUUGUCCAUGUUUAGUUUGGAGUAGAGUUGGAACUGGGCGGCAGACAAGUGCCAGUUCUGAUUUCCUGAUGGUUCUUGAUGUCUGCUUGCGUGCUCUAAGCUAUCAUUUUUGCAUACUGUAUUGGGUUAUGGCAUGAAGAAUAUUCCAAGCAAUUGUGGCUUCGGGAUGUUCCACCAAAAACUGACAUUCUUCACUGCAGUUUGAUCCAGAACUGGAUCGGAAAUGAAACGGCGAUAUUAAUUUCCCCCACUGGUAUAAAUUGUGUUUGCUGAAAAAGCAAGCAGAGUUGAAUAUGAUACUGUUUGUGACAGAGGUUAUGAGGCAUUAUAGAUUUUUUUGAUACAGAGUACUAUAUUGUCACUAAAGCCUAUGUAGAUCCACAGCUGAACUACAUGCAUCAUUACCUGCAAGUGCCUUAAAAAGACAGACAGUGUCCUAAUAACUGGAUUGUAAGAGUAGUAAUAAAAUAUUUGAAUGGA